Molecule: messenger RNA, 1846 nt
Organism: Lindgomyces ingoldianus
Lineage: Eukaryota; Fungi; Ascomycota; Dothideomycetes; Pleosporales; Lindgomycetaceae
Exons: 15
Coding region: 1-1731 (576 amino acids)
Source: RefSeq, a predicted model, not a curated record
AUGCUUACGCAGCUGCGGAGAAACCCGAGAAGAGAUGGGGAAAGGACUCCAAUGUAUCUGAUACUAUGGGCUGUGCGUGAGCUCUCGUCCGCCACCCUAUUGAUAUACAUCAAUAAAGCUCCUCCAAAACAUACAGUGACCCGACGUGAUUCGCUACCCUGCCAAACCUUCAUCGUAACUCACCUGGCUGCCUUUGACCUAGUGUCAUCGUCGCCCCUUGACGACCGUCUGUUCAACCAUAACCCGACCUUCCACUUUCAACUCUUGAGUGUAGAUUACCAUGGAUCCACAAUCCGCAGCCGCAGAGGCGCCAUACUCUCCAGUGCUGAUGCACCUAAUAUUAGCGACCUUUGGCAGAAGAAGCAGAGACUCCCAAAACCCUGGCAGCUAUCCUCCAACCCCCCGACAUACACCCCGAAAACCGCGCAAUACUACGGAGCCAAGAAUCUUAGGACCCCUCAUUUCAUACCGAUGAGCGAAACUCAUUCAAACUGUCAAGGACUAUUCAGGGGCGACCAAAAGACGGAUAUGAAUUCUAAAAAGGAUGCCGAUAUUGCAAUUUUGAUUGCAGAGUUGGAAGUAGAGGCCUGGGCGUCCCGUAAAGAUGCAGGUGGAGGAAGCCCAGGCGCCAAGGGCUUCAAGCUCGGAGGCUGUCAGCAGGAAUCCCUGAUCACAGAAUACUCAAGAUUGCGGAAAACAGUCCCCCCAAAUAAGCGAUUGCGUUUUGCGCCGGAAAACGGCCCUAUGUCUUUAUCAAGCCUUACCUCCUUUCCUAGCGUUGCACUCCCCGGCACACCAAAGAAACGCCUCCGCUUCGUCGACAACGACAAAAAGAUAGACACAAGACAAAUGACCUAUAAAGCCACUUGGGAGCGAAUCCUAGGUCCGGAUGAAUCGAGCCGCAACGUUCCGGCAGAAAACCCCUCAACCUUCCACUGUCUCAACUCGCCAGAAUCGCAAUUCAUCAAGUUACUGCCACCAGGUUUCACUGACUUCCCGAGAGACUCAAGGGGAAGCGCUCUCCGCCACUUGAAAAUCCUUAACGCCAGCCCACUAAGCCCCCAUUCACAGCGCUCACCAAAACGACGAACGCUCACCGAUGUCCUGCUGAAAGCGCUUCCCCAGCCCCCACUCUCGGUCGCAAUACCGCAUUCCAACGCCUCAGCCGCGGUCGCGCACCAAAAAGCCCCAAAAGGAGAGACAGGGGGGAAUCCAAUCUUCAGAAAACCGCGCGCUGCUACGAUUCUCUCUGGCAUUGGGCCACCAUUAGGGAACGUAGAGGGUGUCCGGCGACAGAUGCAGGGUUUGGGAGGAGUGGUCCGAAAUAUGCCGCAGACGAUUAGCAAUACAGCUGUAGCAUCCGCGCAUAGGAAUCCCGUUGACUUUAGGGGUGAGUAUGCGGAGAAUUCGGAUCUGGGAUUUAGCCUCGCAAUGUGGGAGUCUGCAAUCGAUCCUACGGAAAUGGAUUAUGAGUGUAAGUGGAAUAUGAGGAAAGUUGAGGUGAAAAGUCUGACUGUUAGCUUAAUCACACCGGUAGAAGAGAUUAGAUUGACGGAGAAGCACAAAGAUAUGGAUGGAUAUCACAGGAAGUGCAAUAGCAAAGGUGCUAUACUACAUAGCGCAAAACUGAACAAUCCUGGAGAGCCAAUGGCUCAACCCUACUCUAACACCCUCAUGGCCAUUCAUUGGAACAGGCCUGAAUAUCCAUUUUUUCUUGCGGGAAAUCGAUGAAGAGAUCACCGCCAUUGCAAAUUUAUCCUAAAACGCAUCGACCUACGAGCUCUCUGGUUCCAAGUCGUCUGGCGGUGGCUCCUUGUCGGCUACGAUAUCUGCCUUCUUCUCCACC